This is a messenger RNA of Tachyglossus aculeatus (Australian echidna), 1788 nucleotides long. It is a transcript of the gene EYA1, whose product is annotated as EYA transcriptional coactivator and phosphatase 1. The coding region runs from base 1 to 1788 and encodes 595 amino acids. Gene Ontology annotation, biological process: cell differentiation; multicellular organism development; negative regulation of extrinsic apoptotic signaling pathway in absence of ligand. Gene Ontology annotation, cellular component: nucleus. The record is from RefSeq and is a predicted model, not a curated record. The transcript has 16 exons. NCBI's taxonomy places the organism in Eukaryota, Metazoa, Chordata, Mammalia, Monotremata, Tachyglossidae. Gene Ontology annotation, molecular function: protein tyrosine phosphatase activity.
AUGGAAAUGCAGGAUCUAACCGGCCCGCAUAGCCGACUCAGUGAUACCAGCGAGUCUCCGGGGGGCCCCGAGCUUGGUAACGCUCCUGCCGCCGGACGUUCCAUGACACCCAAUGGCACUGAAGUUAAAACAGAACCGAUGAGCAACAGCGAGGUAACUACACCAGGGGCAGACGGGUCUUUAGACAAUUUCUCAGGACCAGCCAUUGGGAGCAGCGGGUUCACCCCAAGACAAUCCCACCAUUUCUCCCCCCCACACAUCUACCCGUCCAACAGAUCAUACCCACAUAUUCUCCCUAACCCUUCCUCACAAACUAUGGCUGCAUAUGGGCAAACGCAGUUUACCCCAGGGGUGCAACAAGCCACAGCAUACACCCCCUACCCACAGCCGGGACAGUCCUACGGGAUCCCCCCCUAUGGUGCAUUGUGGGCAGGCAUCAAGACAGAAGGUGGACUGUCCCAGCCGCAAGGACCCGGCCAAGCGGGCUUCCUCAACUACGGGUCUGGAUUCAGCACACCCCAGCCGGGACAGACACCCUACAGCUACCAGAUGCAAGGUAGCAGCUUCACGACAUCUUCCGGACUGUACGCGGGAAAUAAUUCGCUCACCAACUCUUCGGGGUUUAACAACUCCCAGCAGGACUACUCGCCCUAUCCCGGCUUCAUCCAGGGCCAGUACGCGCAGUAUUACAACAGCUCGCCCUACCCGACGACUCACUACAUGGCGGCCGGGAGCAACUCCAGCCCCACGGCCCCUUCCUCCAACGCAACCUACCAGCUGCAGGAGCCCCCCUCCGCCGUCGCCAACCAAGCCGCCAUCGACCCCUCCGCAGCCGAAUAUGGAACGAUCCACAGCCCGUCGACGACCAUCAAGGAAUCCGACUCGGAUCGGCUGCGCCGCGCUCCGGAUGGGAAGUCCCGGGGCCGGGGCCGAAGGAACAACAACCCUUCACCGCCGCCGGACUCCGACCUGGAGAGGGUGUUCAUCUGGGACCUGGACGAGACCAUCAUCGUUUUUCACUCCCUCCUGACCGGCUCCUACGCCAACAGAUAUGGCCGGGACCCACCCACGUCGGUCUCACUCGGGCUGCGAAUGGAGGAGAUGAUUUUCAACUUGGCAGACACACACCUGUUCUUCAAUGACCUGGAAGAGUGCGACCAGGUUCACAUAGACGACGUCUCCUCCGACGACAACGGCCAAGACCUGAGCACCUACAACUUUGGCAGUGAUGGCUUCCCGGCGGCAGCUACAAGCGCCAACCUUUGCCUGGCGACGGGCGUGCGAGGAGGCGUGGACUGGAUGAGGAAACUGGCCUUCCGCUACCGCCGCGUGAAGGAGAUCUACAACACCUACAAGAACAACGUCGGAGGUCUCCUCGGUCCGGCCAAGAGAGAAGCUUGGCUGCAGCUGAGGGCCGAGAUCGAGGCGUUGACGGACUCUUGGUUGACUCUCGCCCUGAAGGCCUUGACGCUCAUCCACUCCAGGACCAACUGCGUCAAUAUCCUGGUCACGACGACUCAGCUGAUCCCGGCGCUGGCCAAGGUCUUGCUGUACGGCCUAGGUGUCGCCUUCCCGAUCGAAAACAUUUACAGCGCAACCAAAAUAGGGAAGGAGAGCUGUUUCGAGCGGAUAAUCCAGAGGUUUGGAAGGAAGGUGGUGUACGUGGUGGUCGGCGACGGCGUGGAAGAGGAGCAGGGGGCCAAAAAGCACGCGAUGCCGUUCUGGAGGAUCUCUAGCCACUCGGACCUGAUGGCCCUCUACCACGCCCUGGAGCUCGACUACUUGUAG